GCAGAGGGAUAACUGGCCUUUAGGACUGACAGGCUACUAAGCCAGGAAACCGCUUGUCACUAUGUGUGAGAAAAGACUCACAGUACUUCAAGACGUUAACACACUACCCAGAAACACCACGAGAGAUGAGCGCCUUGCAGAUGUGUGUGAGCUUGCCAGCUGUCAUCAGGACUGUCCUCAUGACUGGUUGUCUGCUGAGGAGUGUGAGAGCAGAUGGAGCAGACUCUACAGAACAGCUGGACAUCAAGUAUGUUUUGAUUGGAGGUGGGAUCGGCAUGUUCUUAGCUGCCAUAUUCAUUAUUGUCAUGAUAUGCAUCAUCAGAAAACAUGUCCGUAACAACGACACAGGUGGUAAUAUGAAGAGACCUUCACAGGUUUCUAUCAAAAGCUAUAGGUUCCCAUAACUUUUGAACUCUCAACCACAGCUUCACAUGCUCCAUCUGAGAAAAACCAGCCAAUCAGAACAGCCCAUGGCGGUGGUGUCCAGUGACAUGCAGUGGUGAAGGUCAGGCUGAGUGAUUUGCAGGAUGAUGUGACCCCCACAAAAGUGGUAUCUUGGUGAAAGGUCAACCAGGCGGCCUGCUGUUUUGUCACGUUUGCCUCACGUUUUGUCACAAAAACAUCAAUCUGUUUUACCUCAUUUCAUUUUUUGGCUAUAACAUCAUUACUAUUAUGGUUUUCAUAAUAAAUGUCUGAAGAGACUUUGUAA
Messenger RNA from Plectropomus leopardus (leopard coralgrouper), 709 nucleotides. RefSeq names its product transmembrane protein 273-like. The record is from RefSeq and is a predicted model, not a curated record. NCBI's taxonomy places the organism in Eukaryota, Metazoa, Chordata, Actinopteri, Perciformes, Serranidae.